AUGGUUGGCAGCCGCUUUUUUGCAAGCUGUCUUGUAUUGGUUCUCCUUGGAAAGUUAAAUUGCUCCGGAAACAACACUGACAAUGGAGUUCAAGAAACCGAUGAAGAGAAUCCCGUGAUUACUAGAGAAUUUCCGUCGAAGAAAAAAGUUUAUGAAACCACACUGAAGCCUAACGCCGUUCAUGUCUAUUAUCUGAAAAUGAACGAAACGUACAUAUUGGAUUUAAUCAGAGUUGCUGCAGAAAUUACACAUCCGACUUUAUUCGGAAAGGAAGAAGAUACAAUUCUUGAUGUGACAGUUUCAAAUGGGCGUGAUAAUUUUGUGAUAAAGCUACCAGUUGUCUAUCCGGAAGGGUCAUUGUACACUUAUGGAAAGCUUCUGAAUCCACUAAUUCCUGAUGAUUUCGGACCAAAAAGAAGCAAGAAAAACAAAAACUCGACCGAAACUCAAAAUCUCAUUGUGACUGUCCAAUCGAGAUUGAGGGUGGACAUUGAUUACAAGCUCUUCUUGACUCAUUUGGAUCGAUCUCAAUAUGAUUUGAAGUUCAAGCCUGGACAAUCAGAGAAAACGUUACAAAACCAAAAGUUAACAUUCGUGAAGCCGAUGGGAUUCUUUUUGGAUGCCAAAGAACAAGAUGUAAAAUCAUUUCAUAUCACAGUGACUAGUGAGGACGAUAUUUGUGCGAACGUGAUUACUGUCCCGGCUAAUGAAUCAAUUUAUGAUCGUCCAGUUGAUUCUGAUAAAGCUGACAAUCAACGAGUAAUCACAUUCAACCGAAGAGCCGACAUAUUCUUCUCAGAAAAAGAAAUCGAGUUGUUCACGUCGUUUCGGAUAUUCGUGUUCGUUUCUCCUGUUGACUCUCCAUGCUCACUCAAAACAUCACGGAAAACUUUCAACGAACAGAAAAAGAUGACAUUUGAAUUCAAAAAAUUAGAACCAGACUCAUAUUUCAUGCCGACAUUGGCUAUGAUUGCAUUCUUUAUUAGUCCCUGCCUCAUCGUCGCCUCAAUUUUGGCUGUUAAUGUAUGGAGAAAUCGAGAUCCUUCAAACACUUCAGCUGAUUUGGUUUCUUUUGAAUCUGAUGAGCCGAAUCAUCCAAACCCAAACACAAGUGAUGAACAAUUAGUUGUGAUGGAAGAGGAGGAAGUAAAUUUACAAAACCAUGAAAAUUUACAAAACCAUGUGGAAGCAGUCUCGGUAAAACAAGAUUCUCUAUCUCUUCAUGGUCAAGUGCUCCGAUAUCCUAUUGCAAUAAUUCUUCCUGUUCUGAUGCACACAGCCGUUCAAUUCCACAAUUUCACAUUUUCAACAAUGGCGAAUCGAGACGAAAUGUGCUUCCAUAAUUCUGCAUGCUCAAAACCUCUUGGAGAACUUCGUGCUUGGAAUAACAUGAUCAGUAACAUUGGAUAUGCGAUCUACGGAUUUGUCUUCAUAUUGAUAACGAUGUUUAGAAGAUGGAGACAUCAUUCGGCACUCGUUGGAACAUACGAAUGCACAUUACUAGAUAUUACGAUUGGAGUCUUCAUGAUAUUACAAGCAAUUGCAAGCGCUACGUAUCAUAUUUGUCCCAGUGACAUUGCUUUUCAAUUUGACACACCUUGCAUACAAGUUAUCUGCGGCCUACUAAUCAUUCGCCAAUGGCUUGUGCGUAAAGAAUCUCCAUCUCCAGCUUACACGAAUAUGCUAUUGCUCGCCGUUGUUUCUUUGAACUUUCUGAUCUCCACACUUUCGAAAUCGUCCCGUGUUCGAUAUGUGAUCGCUACUAUUCAUUUUAUAGCCGUCGCCACAAUCUGCUUAAAAAAACAGAAGAAAAUGGGAUCUCGAAAAGACGCCGCAAAGUUCAUGAUUUUCUUCGCAGUUGCCAACUUCAUUUUAAUGACGAUGUAUUUGACGUCAUCGAAAAUUCAUCUCAAUCAAAUCACCACCUAUUGCUUCAUUCUCAACUGCAUAGUAUAUUUGACUUAUUAUGCCAUCAUGAAAGCUGUAUCACGUGAAAGCAUUGGGUUAAAGGCCAAGAUUUGUGGAACUCUCGCAAUUGUCGGAUGGAUCACAGCGGGCUACUUCUUUUUCCAAGAUGACACUGAUUGGACGAGAACAGCCGCUGCCAGCAGAGCACUCAACAAACCUUGUCUUCUGUUAGAUUUCUUCGGCUCACACGAUCUCUGGCACAUUUUCGGGGCACUCGCUGCUUUAUUCACAUUCUUCUCUGUAUCUUUCGUAGAUGAUGAUCUUGUGAACACCCCUAAAUCCUCAAUUAACAUUUUCUGA
This is a messenger RNA of Caenorhabditis remanei, 2268 nucleotides long. RefSeq lists its product as uncharacterized. The record is from RefSeq and is a predicted model, not a curated record. The transcript has 7 exons. Bases 1 to 2268 code for a protein of 755 amino acids. NCBI's taxonomy places the organism in Eukaryota, Metazoa, Nematoda, Chromadorea, Rhabditida, Rhabditidae. Gene Ontology annotation, cellular component: membrane.